GCGAGGCGGCGGUGAUGGCGUUGGCGGUGGAGGCCGGGCCCGCGCGCCUCGUCCGCUCGGCCCAGAAGGACGAGCUCUACCGGGGCGCGCUGAGGAGCGCAGCCGGGGCUGCCCUCGGGCGGCUGGCCGGUGCCAAAACGUGGUUUGAAUGGCAGAAGGAAAUUGACUUGCUUGCUGACGUUGCGUAUUUCACGCUCACUACCCUUACUGGUUACCAAACUCUAGGUGAAGAAUACGUCAAUAUCAUCCAAGUGGACCCUUCAGGGAAAAGGGUUCCUUCAUUUCUUCGACGUGCUGCCCUGAUUUCUUUGCACACCGUCUUGCCUUAUUUGUUAGACAAAGGGUUAGUCCACCUGGAACACGCACUUGAGGCCGAAAGUGAUGGGGCCAGAGCUCUGCAAAGCAGGCACUUAAGCAGGUUGCGGGACAGGACUCUCUUACGGGGCUGGUUGCAGAAAUGGCUUCGCAGAUUGACCGAGCAACAGAAGAAGAUGCUCAGCCAGGCCGUCUCCGUGCUCAAGCAAACUGUUCCACUCCUUCGUCGACUGCACUUGGCCGUAUUCUAUCUGAAUGGCGUCUUCUACCAUCUGUCUAAAAGAGUGUCAGGGAUUACAUAUCUACGCUUUGCAGGAUUGGCUGGAGAUGACCAGAACAUUCGGUCAAGUUACAGGCUCCUUGGGACUGUUUCGCUGCUGCAUCUGUUCCUGAUGAUUGGCAUCCGCGUGUACAGUUUCCAGCAAAGGCAGAGGACAAGACAAGACUGGAAGCUACCCCGAAACCUCUCCAGUCAGAUGACCCAGCCUGAGGAGGCGCUCCUCAGCCGCAGCUCGUGCUGCACGCUGUGCUUGGAGGAACGCCGCCAUGCCACCGCUACUCCGUGCGGACACCUCUUCUGCUGGGAAUGCGUCGCCGAAUGGUGCAACACCAAGGCCGAGUGUCCACUCUGCAGAGAGAAAUUCCACCCACAGAAGCUGAUUUAUCUACGACACUACCAGUGACAGCGGGCUGUCAGACUGUGAAGUGUUGGAAGCCAACGAAAGUACAACUUCUGAUCAAGUGCAAGACUUUAUUUUGAUACUGAAUCAUUGUGAUAAACCAAGCAGUCAAGUACUGUGUUUCACUGCUUGUACAAAGAGAGAUGAA
Molecule: messenger RNA, 1143 nt
Organism: Varanus komodoensis (Komodo dragon)
Lineage: Eukaryota; Metazoa; Chordata; Lepidosauria; Squamata; Varanidae
Gene: PEX10
Product: peroxisomal biogenesis factor 10
Exons: 6
Coding region: 15-998 (327 amino acids)
Biological process (GO): protein import into peroxisome matrix
Cellular component (GO): peroxisomal membrane
Molecular function (GO): zinc ion binding
Source: RefSeq, a predicted model, not a curated record